UUUUGACGUUUACGUCAGUUCAGGGAGAUUUCUGAAACGUGAAAUUGUUCCAAGUAUUUGUUGUGGUGGUAAAGUGUUUCAUUAUUAAUAAAAAUGUCGAACGAAGUCGAGGAAACCAUGAAACGGAUCCAAUCCCAUAAGGGAGUAGUAGGAACAAUAGUUGUCAACUCAGAAGGCAUACCUAUCAAAACAACAUUGGACAACACAACAACUGUUCAGUAUGCUGGCCUGAUAAGUUCACUAGCAGAUAAAGCUAGAAGUGUGGUUAGAGAUCUAGAUCCUUCCAAUGAUCUCACAUUUCUGAGAAUCAGGUCAAAGAAACAUGAAAUUAUGGUAGCUCCUGAUAAAGAGUUUAUUCUUAUAGUGGUACAAAAUCCAACAGAUUAGGGUUUUAUUGUGUUCUUAAAAUUUGAUAGCUUAAUUUAGGGACCUAAUGUUAAAAUAGUCCAUUUAUGCACAUUUUAUUGAUAAUAUUAUUUUCUACUCAACUUUUGAUAAUGCUGAAUUUAUUGAUCCAACUCACCUAAGCAACUUCUGCUAGAUCAUUUGAAGAGAAUGGAUUUUUAUUCUGAGGAUCUAUAAAUCUUUUUAUGCUUUAUUGUUUAUUAAAUUUUUCAUAUAUUAUCAAGAGUUUAAUUUUUCUACACCAUUCAGGCAAGCCUGAGUUGAAGUAUUCCUUCCAUGGAUAAUUUUGAAAUAGAAUUGAUGUAUAUUUUGUUUAAAAAAGUAAAAUAUGAAUAUGACCAAAAAAAGCAAUCAUUUAAAAAAAUAUCACAAAACUUUGGUAUAUUUGUAGAUUACUCCUUGAUAUAGGAACAUUCGGAUUGCAGCAGAUGUGGAAUCAGAGUACCUGGCCAUAUAUAUUUUGGCCAAGGAAUCAGGUUCCUGAAAAAUCAAUAACCAACCACCAAAAAAUCACAUAGGAAGCUAUGACUUGUGAUCAAACUUAAUAUAAGUAGGAAAAUUAUUGAGUACUGGUCAUUCAAGUCAUUGAUAAUAUGGAAAUAUUGAUAAUAAAAAAAAAUAUCCAUGGGGAGUGUUGCAAAAUAAUAGAUAUUAAACAAGGGUUUG
This is a messenger RNA of Phaedon cochleariae (mustard beetle), 1071 nucleotides long. Lineage: Eukaryota; Metazoa; Arthropoda; Insecta; Coleoptera; Chrysomelidae. The record is from the annotation of a GenBank genome assembly.